Messenger RNA from Drosophila takahashii, 1167 nucleotides. RefSeq lists its product as uncharacterized. Lineage: Eukaryota; Metazoa; Arthropoda; Insecta; Diptera; Drosophilidae. The record is from RefSeq and is a predicted model, not a curated record.
AUGAUUAAAAGCAAUAAAUAUCGCAAGCACCUUGAGGAACACUUCUAUGGGACGAAGAAUCCAUCUCCCCUAAAUGAGAACAAGGAGCAGGAACAGCGUUCCCAUAAUAUAAAAUGGCGAUCACGUAGGGAAGAGAUUCAUCCUCCAGAAAAUAUUCCUCAGAUUCCCAAUCAAACGUAUAGAAAGACUAAGUAUCCGGAAAGGCAGGAUAACCAUCACGAACAUAAAAAAUGUCCGUGUGAAAAUCACCAGUGCUCUUAUAACCAUGGGCAGCACCUUCAUCGUGCGCAGGAUGCAUUACCUACAAAGUGUUUUCGUGGUGAUUAUCAACAGACCCAGCAGCACCAGAAUAAUUAUCAGCAGCGGAAUCCAAAAAAAGAGGAGAAGAAACCCAGUCCCAUAUACCCAAACAGACCACAUUAUAGCCAAGCCCCUUUCAGUCAUAACACCAGAAAACAGGAGAAAGGCGGAGGAGAUUGUCUUCUCUACAAGAACUUGACCUAUGGAGCCCCUCCAUCUAGUAAAAGCGAGCAUGGUGGCGGUGACGGUGGUGUUAAGAAGCAAUCAGUCCGAUGUGAUCAGCAACAUCAGAAGAAAAAAUCGCAUAACUACCUUGAAGAGGCCAAAUCCCAUUGCAAGGCUGUUGGGGAUCGAUUUCAGCGGAAGUUUGCCCCUUUUAGCGAAGGAUCCACCUCCAAAGACUCCAAAUCAAAACCCUGUGAAACAGUGAUUAGUGCAAAGAGUGGCGACGAUCUCAGAGCAACAGUUCGAUCGCAAAUAGAGCUGCAACAGGCUUUGAAUGAAUUCAAACUCGAAGUAAAGGAUAAAAAGGAGGAGGCAUUGUCUAAUGUAAAGUCCAAUGUAAAAGCGAGAAAGAGCCGAACCCAAAAGUCUGAUCCUCCAGCUGAGAAAGUCGUGGCAAUUGCCGUGGAACCCCCGCCAGAUAUCGUACUUUUGGAUGAUCCCCAACUGGAAGACUUUAGUGUCAGUGCCAAUGAUAUAGUUAACACAAAAGUUAUUGAGCCAAUGAUAAGGAGCAUUCAACGAAGGUAUCUAAGCACUCUUAAGGAGGAAAUGCAACUCAUUGAGGAUCUGGGAAAGGUCCCGAAACUGAUUAGGGGCGUUUAUAAACGAGAGUCUGCUGAGAUGAAGCAAACAAAGAAUUAG